Molecule: messenger RNA, 495 nt
Organism: Eruca vesicaria subsp. sativa (arugula)
Lineage: Eukaryota; Viridiplantae; Streptophyta; Magnoliopsida; Brassicales; Brassicaceae
Source: the annotation of a GenBank genome assembly
AUGAAUCCCAAAACCAUAGUUACAAACCUCCUUCUCUUACUCCUACAAAUCUCCAACUUCUCCACCGUUGUCUUCUCUUUCCAGCAGGUCUAUAGGAAACCUUAUAAAUCAGAGUUUAGCAUACGACCAAGCACUGUCACAAGUAUCAUCGUAGUCAACGAACUAUACGGUGUAAAGAAAGGAAACGCUGGCUUUGUAUGCGCUCACGGUCCCAAGGUUUGGCGUAAAAGCAAACCGGGAGACCGGUACGUUGUAAUAGAGUUCAAAGACACUGGUAUUACAAGGUAUAAAUUCCUACAUUGCCAUCUCCGGUCGAGUCUCGGGUAUGUCAAUGUUCCCAUCAGUAUUCAUCCCGACACUUCCGCCAUGUGUUACCCUACUUAUACCUGCCAUUACAUUAUUAGAGAAGAUGGAGUUUAUUACAAGCCUGAGAAGAAACUCUUCCCAUGGCUGCCGUUUCCACGCUCAAAGAGUGGACGACAUCCCAAGGCUUAA